ACCAGAAGGUCCCAGAUCCAAGUAGAAACACAAUGGUGAAAGAGAGCCAUCAAGAACUCCCCAUAGAGGAGGAGGAUUCAAUACACCUAGAGGGGGAAGAGAUUGAGGAAGAGUUGCUAGAGGAUGAAAAUGCAGUAUUAUCUUCAUCCAAAACUGAGCACACUGAUGAAAAUGACACAGAAAAUCUAUCUGAAUUUGGGUCAGAGCAACCCAAUAAUUAUACACAAACCGAUGUUGUAUCCAGUGAUGUGUUGGAUGUGGUCCAACACGACGAGGCUAUUGACAUAGAACCUGAGGUGCAUGAGACUGAAAAUGAUGCUGAAAGCCACACACCCUCACUUAAAGAUAAAGUUCUGGAUCCCCUUCCAAACAAAGAGACGGAAUACAGUGACAAUGUGUUGAGGCUGACACUAUUGCGAGACCGCUGCAAGGAGGAGGAUAUGGAGCGCCUCCAAAAGAUUCUAGGUCCCGUGAACCUCUUUAGGUUGGAGUUCCUGUUUUUUGACCUGGAGCUGAAGGCUGCCCGGCUGUCCCAGACAAACGCCCGUGAGGACAUUGAAAAGGUGCUGGAAGCCAUUUUGGAAGCCUCUGAAACCCCAAUCCUGGAUGAGAUUGAGAGGAUGCUGGAUGCCCAUGAGAACGCUGACCAGCAGCAGGAGUCUGGUGAGUUUGUUGAGGAAGCUUCCAUCUUGGACGACUUCCAGGAAUUUGUGUUCACCCUGCGUCAGAAUUACUCGACGGCCAGAAACAGUGCUCCCAUGGCAGUGGGCAGUCAACUACACCCUGACACAGAUGGGGAUAUGUCUGAAAACACCUUGGACAUGGGACUUAGCGUAGACAUGGAUCACCCUCCCUCAGGAUCUCUGGAGUCACCUCCUGUCACUGAUUUCCAUGAAGAUGAGCAGAGUGGUUCAUCAUUCGUAUCAGUGCUAAUUUUAUCUGGUCCUCUCGUCACCCUGUUUUAUGAGUAUCUUGGAAUAUAUGGUGUUAUGAUGGUCACCAGCCUGCCAGAGCACUGGAAGCCAGGUCCAGACUUCUACGGCGUGUCCUGUGAACCCGUGCUGGUCACUGCAGGUGCCGGGGUCAUCGGCUUCCUCUUCUGGAGGAGCAUUCUAUCUGUCAAAAGCAAGUCAUAUCUAAAGAUGGUGGACAGGAUGAAAAAGCUUGAACAAGAGAAGAAGGAGAUACUCCAAAAGGUCGCUGAACUGCAGCAACAGGGCGAAGAACUUAAAGAAAAGCAAAAGCUGUCUGAAAAAUCUGCCACUUUAUCUCUGGAGAAGAUCCAGGAAUUGGAGAAUAUUGUGCAAGAGAUGGAGAGACAAAAUGAGCGCCUGGACGAGGAAAAUAACUUACACGCCAUAUCCUUUGACAAAGAGCGGGCCAAUACUGCGAAACAUGAAGAUAUGCUAGGGGACACUGCUCUCCAUAUGGCGGCUGCCCUAAACCACAAGAAAACUGUUCAGCUCCUCCUGGAGGCAGGGACCGACGGCAACGCACGGAACAACGCAGGGAAGACUGUCCUGGACAAGGCCAGAGACUACAACCACAAAGACGUGUCUCUCCUGCUGGUCAGAGCUCCUCAGGUCAGCAUGAGAUGUUUCUUUGGACAUAGACCAAUGAUACACUGAUCUGAUACACAUUAUGAACUGAUUCUGGCAUCAAAACACCUCUUAGUGAACU
This is a messenger RNA of Salvelinus namaycush (lake trout), 1680 nucleotides long. Its product is annotated as transport and Golgi organization protein 1 homolog. Gene Ontology annotation, biological process: protein secretion; vesicle cargo loading; endoplasmic reticulum to Golgi vesicle-mediated transport. The transcript has 10 exons. The record is from RefSeq and is a predicted model, not a curated record. Gene Ontology annotation, molecular function: protein binding. Gene Ontology annotation, cellular component: endoplasmic reticulum membrane; endoplasmic reticulum exit site. Bases 33 to 1628 code for a protein of 531 amino acids. NCBI's taxonomy places the organism in Eukaryota, Metazoa, Chordata, Actinopteri, Salmoniformes, Salmonidae.